UUUUAGUUUGGUUAUUUUCCCUAUGGUGGCGGUAACGCCAUUUCUACUACCCUCUGAAUGCGACGUGGCAACACUGAUGCCCGGUCCCUAUAUUUCCCUAUAUUCCUCUCUGUCCAUGAACCGGACCUAAAUGUAUAUUCUAAUCGGUGCUAAUUGUCGAUUUUACUUUAUAAAGGUCUAACUGUCUGACUUUUUAACUUAAAUUCAUAUUAAUUAGAACGAUGCGUUUGACGGAUAUUUUGUUGAGAACAAGGCCUCAUGGAUAUCUAUAUCGAGGGAAAUAUCGCAUUGUUAAGAAGGUAACGCUACUUGAUCUCCUGAGGCUACGUUUCGACUACGAAAGGCAAGAGAGAAACAUGCUCCUUCUGCGCCAUCCAUAUCUUACAUCAUCUCAAUCAUAUGGUCAUAUGUCUGACAUUAGGCCCAAAAUCAAUGUUAUGGAUUUCUAUUAUGCAUACAGGAACAACAAAUAUAAUAAGCAAAUCACCAUUGCAGAGCGAUUGAAUCAUGUAAAGACUAAGGAAAACUGGGACUAAGAUCGUUGUAAUAUAAGAACUUGUAAUUUAUGUAGCGAUCAAGCAAAUAUAAUCAGUUAUAGGUA
Messenger RNA from Orussus abietinus, 601 nucleotides. RefSeq lists its product as uncharacterized. Gene Ontology annotation, biological process: mitochondrial translation. Gene Ontology annotation, molecular function: structural constituent of ribosome. The coding region runs from base 222 to 536 and encodes 104 amino acids. The transcript is spliced from 2 exons. The record is from RefSeq and is a predicted model, not a curated record. Gene Ontology annotation, cellular component: mitochondrial ribosome. Lineage: Eukaryota; Metazoa; Arthropoda; Insecta; Hymenoptera; Orussidae.